CUUUAGAAAGACCUGAUUGAAAAGAGACCAUAACAUAUUCUCAUUCGGCCUUUCAAAGAAGGAAGAUGAGUUCGAACCCCAGAGUACCGCAAGUUUUAAGUCAAUUCCGAGAAUAUAAGUCAAAAUUCUUCAGAAAAGUACUCAACUAAUAAAAAAUAAUGGAUCAAGAACUCCCAGAUUUAAGAUUAACAAGACAGAAAGUUCUUAUGGAAAACUUUCUAGGAGCGGAAGUAAGAAGGUGCUCAGAAGAAUGGAUAGACUCUACAAGGAGAAAACAACAUCUUCUAAAGAAGGUAGUCCUUCAGAGCCUCUGAUCAGCAUGCAUUUUUCAGAGUUUACCAAGAAUAAACUAGGAAUUAUUAGAGGAAAGAAGAUCCCACUUAAAAUUCCCAAGAACUACCUAUGAGAAGGCAGAAGGUUAAAUAACUAAAACUUGUGACCAAAUGAAUAGGAAGAUACAAUCAAAAUAAUGAAUCCUUACAGCUCCUUACUCCAAAGAAAAUCACAAAAGGUGUCAUUGAGAAUAAACUAGUGGAUAAGUUCCUAAAAUACAAAAUGAAGAAACUGGCUCCAAAGAAGCUUAAAUAAUAAGCAAGAUAGAAUUGAUAAGAACAAACAGAGCAACCUAAACAAAGAUAUCUCAAUGAAGUCCCAAGGAUUUAUCAGGAAGAAGCCGAGGACAGGCAGGACUUCUAGGAUCUCGAAUACUCCAAAGAAUAGUGACCUUGUUGAGUUCAGAAAACCAAGAACAGUAAAGAACAGAAAUAACAUCUCAAGUUCAAAUUCUAAGAUUCGUAAAAAGAAGAAGCGAGGCAGCUUCGGAAUACUUCAUCCUGUAUCUAAAGUGAAAAUAAGACCGAAGAGUAGCUAUUUUCCAAUGAAGUCUCGUCUUGAUCGUCCUUCUACCUCUAAGCCUUCAGUGAAGUAUCAGAACUAUAAGAAAGAUAUGAGCGUGAAGCUACUAAACCUCCUGAGAGCAGGGUGGAUUUACAGAUAACUUUCAACUCAGCA
Moneuplotes crassus is the source of this 1011-nucleotide messenger RNA. The record is from the annotation of a GenBank genome assembly. Lineage: Eukaryota; Ciliophora; Spirotrichea; Euplotida; Euplotidae.